This is a messenger RNA of Drosophila suzukii, 1121 nucleotides long. Its product is annotated as ADP-ribosylation factor-like protein 15. Gene Ontology annotation, biological process: cilium assembly. NCBI's taxonomy places the organism in Eukaryota, Metazoa, Arthropoda, Insecta, Diptera, Drosophilidae. Gene Ontology annotation, cellular component: microtubule cytoskeleton; cytoplasm. Gene Ontology annotation, molecular function: GTP binding; GTPase activity. The record is from RefSeq and is a predicted model, not a curated record.
UGUCGCAGUCAGCUGUCCGCCGGUGGCAGGUAAAUAAACAAGCAUAUCUGUCGAACUGAAAAAGGAGUUGCUGUUGAGAAAGUUAAAAAGAAACGAAAAAUAUUACUAAAUAAAUCCCCAAAAAUGGACCUGAGCUAGAUGGGUUUACUGUGCGCCAAGCUGCGCGACUGCUGUUGUUUCCAAUCCUGCAGCUGUUGUGAGACUUCCUCGCCACCGAUGGAGGAGUUCCAGCUGCUGAUCCUUGGACCCUCGGGCAGUGGUAAAACGGAGCUGGGCCAUCGGAUGACUAGAGUUCCCAGAGCCUUGGAUGACCAGGAGGCGACGAAUGGAGUGCGCUGCUAUGAGGUUUCCACGGAGGAACUUCCUGCCAAACUCCAGCUGACCGAAGUCGGCGGCAAUCCGGAGAUGCAGCGCCUGUGGAAACACUACUAUGCCUCCUCGCAUGCCCUCAUAUAUUGCUUUGAUCUGGCUUCAGAUCCGGAUGAACUGCAGGCCACCUUUUCCCUGCUAACCGAUUGCCUUCGGGGCACUCAGCUGGCUGGCAAACCGGUGCUCCUGGUCGCCUCACAUCAUCGCGAUGGAGUCCAGCUUUAUGAUGUGGAAUAUGCCUUCGGCUUGGAGGAGCUGGCGGAGUCCUGCGGUUGUCCUCUGCUCAUCUGCCACAUGGACGAUGCGGAGGAUCUGCAGCGGGGAGUCCGGUGGCUCUGUCACCAGCUGUUGGCCAGAAAAUCACAGUUGGAGCAGCGGAUACGAUACGAUGUAAAUAUGCAGGUUUGGCAGCGAAGGAAGCGAUCGCUUUUAUCCAGCGGAAAGUUAGCUCAAGUGCAUCGACAGCGGUUUAGGCGGCAGACUAGAAAGAUAUUACCUACAAUCCAAGGAAUCGGUUUGAUGCGUCCAAGUACAGCACCUCCAAACAUUUUCUUCGUAAAUUCCCAACAGGCGGAAAGUCCCAAGUUGUAGGAAAAAGUGAUCACUAGCGCAUUUAUAGUGCCAAAAACCAUUUAAGUGUUUUGAAUAGAGGCUUCUUUUGCCAUUUUUAGCAUUAAAGUUUAUCAAUCAAGUUAAAUGUCUGUGACAAAGAUACGUUUAAUUAAAUGUAAAUAGCUUUUUUAAACAUGGAA